Messenger RNA from Ceratosolen solmsi marchali, 1724 nucleotides. It is a transcript of the gene SCOT, whose product is annotated as Succinyl-CoA:3-ketoacid CoA transferase. The coding region runs from base 25 to 1641 and encodes 538 amino acids. Gene Ontology annotation, biological process: ketone body catabolic process. The record is from RefSeq and is a predicted model, not a curated record. NCBI's taxonomy places the organism in Eukaryota, Metazoa, Arthropoda, Insecta, Hymenoptera, Agaonidae. The transcript is spliced from 7 exons. Gene Ontology annotation, molecular function: succinyl-CoA:3-oxo-acid CoA-transferase activity. Gene Ontology annotation, cellular component: mitochondrion.
UAACUAAUGUUAAUAGUUUAAAAUAUGGCAUUUACAAUUAACAAAUUUGGAAGAUUAUUCCUAUAUACUCAACAUAAUCUUAUCAAACGUCAAACUUUGUCAAAGAUUUUUGUUGGAAACUUUUCCAUUAAAUCUGACAUUCCAGAAAUUGAAAAUGAUAAAGAGAAGCACCCAGCUCCAAUAGGAGAUGGAAAGAUUUUUAAAUCUGCUGAUGAAGUAAUAUCUGAUAUUUAUAAUGGCGCAAAAAUUUUAGUGGGAGGUUUUGGUCUUUGUGGAAUUCCUGAAAAUCUUAUUGAUGCUUUAUUAAAACGAAAAACUAAGGAUUUAAUUAUUGUUUCAAAUAAUGCAGGAAUAGAUGAUUUUGGUUUAGGUAAAUUACUUAAAGAAAAACAAAUUAAAAGAAUCAUUGCAUCAUAUGUUGGAGAGAAUGCAGAAUUUGAAAAACAAUAUCUAAGUGGACAACUAGAAGUUGAACUAACUCCUCAAGGAACAUUGGCAGAACGUAUAAGAGCUGGUGGUGCUGGUAUCCCUGCAUUUUAUACACCUACCGCAUGUGGUACUAUUAUUCAAGAGGGUAAUGUUGCUAUCAAAUAUAAUGAGGAUGGAAAAGUAGAAAUAUCUGGUGAACCAAAACCAGUCCAUCAAUUUCAUGGCCGAGACUAUGUAUUAGAAAGUGCAAUAAAUGGAGAUUUUGCCUUGAUUAAAGCUUGGAAGGCAGAUGCUGCUGGAAAUUUAGUAUUUAGAAAAUCAUCUAGAAAUUUCAAUCCUACUAUGUGUAAAGCUGCGAAGAUAUCAAUUGCAGAAGUUGAAGAAAUAGUCCCAGUAGGUCAAAUAGACCCUGAUCAUAUACACUUACCUGGAAUAUAUGUUGACAGGAUUAUUAAAGGACAAUGUUAUACAAAACGAAUAGAGAAACAAUCAACGAAACAAUCAGUAAAACCAGCUAGGGUUACUCCUGCAAGUAAAGCAAGACAUCGGAUAAUUAAAAGAGCAGCUCUUGAAUUUAAAAAUGGAAUGUAUGUUAAUUUAGGAAUUGGUAUGCCAAUGUUAACUAGUAACUAUAUUCCCAAAGAAUUGAAUGUAAUGUUACAAUCUGAAAAUGGUCUUUUGGGACUUGGACCAUAUCCUGAUGAAGAGGAAGUAGAUGCAGAUCUCAUUAAUGCUGGAAAGGAAACAGUUACUGUUGUACCAGGUGCUUCAUUUUUCAGUAGUGAUGAAAGUUUUGCUAUGAUAAGAGGUGGACAUAUUGAUUUAACGAUUCUGGGUGCAUUGCAAGUUUCACAAAAAGGAGAUUUGGCUAAUUGGAUAAUUCCUAAAACAUUAGUUAAAGGAAUGGGUGGUGCUAUGGAUUUAGUAUCAGCUGCAAAAACGAAAGUUGUUGUUACAAUGGAACAUGUGUCACGAGAUGGUAGUCCAAAAAUUUUAUCCGAAUGUAAUUUACCUUUAACAGGCUUACAAUGUGUCGAUUUGAUUAUUACAGAUUUAGCAGUUUUUGAAGUUAUAAAAGGUCAUGGACUUAAAUUAAUAGAAAUGGCACCAAAUGUAGAUAUCAGUGAAAUAGUAAGUACAACUGGAUGUGAAUUCUCCGUUGCCGAUGAUCUUAAAGAAAUGGGUCAAAUUAACGAUAAAGAAAAACAGUAAUUUCGAAAAUUUACUUCAUUAACAUUACCUUUUUACUGUUAAAGGGUAUGUUGUAAAAUGAAAUGUACAUAUACAAUGUAAAC